Wallemia mellicola CBS 633.66 is the source of this 768-nucleotide messenger RNA. RefSeq lists its product as hypothetical. The transcript has 5 exons. The record is from RefSeq and is a predicted model, not a curated record. NCBI's taxonomy places the organism in Eukaryota, Fungi, Basidiomycota, Wallemiomycetes, Wallemiales, Wallemiaceae. The coding region runs from base 25 to 726 and encodes 233 amino acids.
GCCAUUAUCAGCUGAAAAUAAAAAAUGUCAAAAAUAGUCAAAAAGGUAGUCACCGAUAUUACAGGGAAAUAUGUUUUUAGUAAAGUUAUAACCGGACCACGAAACCCACUAUAUCAGGAGUUUACAGACGACGAAGGGCAUGUUCAAUCGAAGAAGAGAGAAGUUCCGGUUGGGCUGAGUAAAAAAGAUCAAGCUGUGCUGAAGAAAAUCAGAAAGAGAGCCUAUUACCUCGAUAAGGGUUUUACUAUUUGUGGAUUCAGAUUUGGAUAUACCUUUAUAUUUGGUCUCAUUCCCGGCUUUGGUGAUGUCUUGGACGCUCUUCUCAAUUACUUUUUAGUACUUAGAUUAGCUGAGAAAAAUCUAGAUUUACCAUCGGGUAUUAUAAACCAUGCAUGGUUCAACAACUUAGCGUCUUUAGGUUUCGGAUUAGUCCCUCUAGCCGGUGACCUUGUUCUGGCUGCUUGGAAAGCCAACUCUCGUAAUGCACAAAUGUUCGAAGAAUACUUGAUAAAACGCGCGGAGUUCUAUAUCAACCUUCCAGAAGAAUCUAAAGAGCUAGCUGCACAGUUAGAUAUCCAAGGUGACGUAUUAUACGACCAAGAGAAUGCUGAAUUCCCGAAAAAACUUUUCAAAGCAGCCAAAGGGAUCAAAGCAGGACACGGUCUGAAGAAGUCUGAAGGUGUCAAACUCAGGGAAGAAAUCAAACAGAAGUUAUCUAAUGUCUAAUUAUUAUUAUUUUAUAUACCAGUUGCUUAUUUUAUUUGUUUC